CGGACUGAAGGAGAAAGAGUUUUUCAGUAGGUGCCUGAGCCUGACCUGGACGUGGAUCCAAAUGAAAUGAAUAAAGUACCAGGACCCCCGUCCUCCUCCCCCCUCCCUGCACCCUCUCCUAACCUGCCCCAGCCUAACUUCUCACCCACUCCACCCCCAUCUAUGGUUUUUGCCACGCCCACUCCACCUCCAAUGAACCCCGUGGGCCCACCCCGACAGCCGUACUACCCUGUUCGGCCCACGUUACCCCAAAACCCCUCCCGAGCACAGGCAAGCUCCGCUCCACGUCCCAUCCCUCAAACGCCACAUGGGACACACACCCCUCACGUCUUCCAGACAGGCUCCCAAAUGAUGAUGAUCCAACCGCAGCCAAUCAGCUUUCCUAACUCGCAGGCUCCUGCAUACUACAUUUCCGGCCAGUACCGCCCCUCGUUCGUUUCUCCUCAGCAGUACCAGGUCGCUGGAUCUCCGAACUUUUAUCCUGGAAGCAGUCAAGCUGAGUAUGCUGGAGCGUACUACCCCGCCCAACCCCAGUUCACACCUCCUGUAGCCCCAGCACCUGUCCUCAUGAAUCCUGCCCCUCAGCAGCAGCAAGCCCCGCCCCCUCCUCAGCAUGCAGCACCGGCCAAACGGGAACGCAAACAGAUAAUAAUACGAGACCCUAACCAAGGAGGCAAAGAUAUCACAGAGGAGAUAAUGUCCGGGGGCCGCAGCGCCUCCACACCCACGCCUCCACAGUCAGUUCUGUCCACAUCAGAGGGUGGAGCCAUCACACAGUCUAAUGGUGAAAAAGCCACGCCCCCUGUUGCCGCAGCCAGAACAGAUGAGCGUGUAAAGCCUGUAGUGUCCCUGGAGUUCCCUGUUCCCCCAGGGGAAAGCCCUAUCCCAGAUGCCCCGCCCACUCCACCUCCCACCAGCCCAAUCAGUGAGACAGUUGAUGCUCCGCCUCCUGCCAUGGAUAAAGCUACGCAACCCAAAGAUGCGAGUCAGCAGAACCCGAAGCCCUCAUCAGCAGGUGCUCCUUCAAACGUUUCUACAGAGAAUGGGGCGGGGCUAGCAAGAGUAUCUAUUUUUCUUCCUGCUUUGGGGGCGGAACCAGCACUCGAGUCUCCAAUAGCACAGCCAGAGGAGCUUCAGCUUGUAAACGGUUUAACUGCAGACACAACCAACAGAGACAUCAGCCCUCUUGCUGAGCCUGACAUCACAAAAGAGGCUCUGCCUAUUAUCGAGGAACACUCACCACGGACUACCAAAGCUGUCGUCAAGGUAGCUCCUGCUCCUGUUGCCAGUGAGGUGGCGCCCCUUCCGGCCAACAAGGAAGCUUAUGUCUCGAGUGUCAAAGAAACACCAGCCUCCGUGCUGACACCCACACCGGUCGUUGCAGGGAUUUCUUCUAUUCCUGUUGUAACAGAAACCCUGCCUAAGGUUGCCAAGGAUACCCCCUCAUUAUCUGUCAAAGAGAUCCCUGCACCAGUUGCCAAGGAAACCACUGCUUCAGCCGCAAAGGAGUCCCCGGUUAUAAACAAGACCCCGGUUGUCCCAGUGACCCCGGCCGUGAAGGAGACCCCGGUUGUCCCAGUGACCCCGGCCGUGAAGGAGACCCCGGUUGUCCCAGUGACCCCGGCCGCAAAGGAGAUCCCGGCCGCAAAGGAGACCCCGGUUGUCCCAGUGACCCCGGCCGCAAAGGAGACCCCGGUUGUCCCAGUGACCCCGGCCGCAAAGGAGACCCCGGUUGUCCCAGUGACCCCGGCCGCAAAGGAGACCCCGGUUGUCCCAGUGACCCCGGCCGCAAAGGAGAUCCCGGUUGUCCCAGUGACCCCGGCCGCAAAGGAGAUCCCGGUUGUCCCAGUGACCCCGGCCGCAAAGGAGAUCCCGGUUGUCCCAGUGACCCCGGCCGCAAAGGAGAUCCCGGUUGUCCCAGUGACCCCGGCCGCAAAGGAGAUCCCGGCCGCAAAGGAGUUCCCGGUUGUCCCAGUGACCCCGGCCGCAAAGGAGUCCCUGGUCGUUAAGGAGAUCGCGGUUGUCCCAGUGACCCUCGCUGCAAAGAUUUCCCCGGUUGUCCCAGUGACCCCGGCCGCAAAGGAGACCCCAGUUGUCCCAGUGACCCCGGCAGUUAAGGAGACCCCGGUUGUCGCAGUGAUCCCGGCCGUUAAAGAGACCCCGGCAGUUAAGGAGACCCCGGUUGUCCCAGUGACCCCGGCAGUUAAGGAGACCCCGGCUGUAAAGGAGGCCGCGGUUGUCCCAGUGACCCUCGCCGUAAAGGAGACCCCAGCUGUGAAGGAGACCCCUCCUCCAGCUGCCACAAAAACUAGCAAGCCUGUUGUCAAAGAAACUGUUGUCAAGGAUCCUUGUCCUGUUGGUAAAAAGACCUCAGAACCCAUCGUCAAGGAAACCCCAAGUCCCUCGGAGCCUGCCUGUGUUGCUCCCAAAGCCACACCUCAUCCUCCUCCUCCUGCCUCUGUUGAGGACAGAGAGGACACGCCCCCUCCACAGGCAGCGCCACCAGAGAGCACUAUGCAAGCUGUUUCUGUGCCAAAGAAGAAGAGAAAGUUGAAGGACCUAAACAAGAAGGAGACUGGUGAUGUGCUGGAUGCCUUUAAAGAGCCGCCACCACCACCGAAGACUGAAGCCACGCCCCCUGCAAAAUCGGAGCAAGCCGAGCCUGUCCCUGUAGCUCCGCCCCCUGUAGAAGACGUGGAAGAGACCUGGGAGGAAAAGGAGGACAAGCUCGAUGCCGAAAACAUUCAGCCACCCAGCCCUGCCCCAGCCACGCCCACCGAGCAAAAAUACCAGUACAAAGAGGAACAGUGGAAACCGCUGAACCCUGAGGAGAAGAAGAAAUAUGACCGCGAGUUUCUGCUGGGCUUUCAGUUCAUCAGCGCCAGCAUGCACAAACCAGAGGGUCUCCCUCACAUCAGUGACGUGGUGCUGGAUAAGGUGAAUAAAACUCCUCUGCGGCCGUUGGACAUCAGCAGGAUGAACUGUGGUCCAGACUUCACCCCCUCAUUUGCUCUUUUGGGCCGACAGCCAUCUGGUGGGCGUGGCCCGCCUGUGGGUUUGCCCGGCCCGAGGCGCUCGGGUCAGUCCGGGUCGCGUAAGGAGCCAAGGAAGAUCGUCCUGUCCGGAGUGUCCCUGAAUGACGACAUUCAGCUGAACAAGGCGGAGAAGGCGUGGAAGCGAGGGGGCGGAGCUGACCAGGAGGACCUGGAGUCGGUAAAGACACAGGAUCUGCUGCGGCGUGUCCGGGGUGUCCUGAACAAACUGACCCCUCAGAUGUUCCAGCCACUGAUGAAGCAGAUCACGGAGAUGACCAUUGACACAGAGGAGCGGCUAAAGGGCGUGAUAGACCUGGUGUUCGAGAAAGCCAUCUCCGAGCCCAACUUCUCUGUCGCCUACGCGAACAUGUGCCGCUGCCUCAUCGGGUUGAAAGUGCCUAGCGGCGAUAAACCAGGCAAGCCGGGUGUGAAUUUCCGAAAGCUUCUCCUGAACCGCUGCCAGAAAGAGUUUGAGAAGGACCAGGACGAUGACGAGAUUUUUGAGAAGAAACAAAAGGAGCUUGACGCUGCCGCUGAGGAGGUGCGCCAGCGUCUAAAAGAGGAAUUAGAAGAGGCGAAGGACGCGGCACGGCGCCGCUCGCUCGGCAACAUCAAGUUUAUAGGUGAGCUCUUCAAGCUGAAGAUGCUCACAGAGAACAUCAUGCACGACUGCGUGGUCAAACUGCUGAAGAACCACGACGAGGAGAGCCUGGAGUGUUUGUGCAGGCUGCUGUCCACCAUCGGCAAGGACCUGGACUUCGAGAAGGCCAGGCCUCGUAUGGAUCAGUAUUUUAACCAGAUGGACAAGAUCAUUAAAGAAAAGAAGACGUCAUCCAGAAUCCGCUUUAUGCUGCAAGACGUCAUCGACUUAAGACGAAAUAACUGGGUGCCCAGGCGAGGAGAUCAGGGCCCCAAGACCAUCGAGCAGAUCCAUAAGGAUGCCGAGAUGGAGGAGCAGCGAGAGCAGAUUAAAGUCCAGCAGCAGCUCAUGUCCAGGAAGGAUUCACGAGGAGGAGGAGGGGGAGGGGGAGGAGGCGGUGGAGGAAGUGGUGUGACCCUGGGCCCUCGGGGUGUUGGCCCCGCUUCACACCGCGGAAACCCUCCACAAGACGACGGCUGGAACACGGUGCCCAUCUCCACCAAGAACCGGCCCAUCGACACCAGUCGCCUCAGCAAGAUCACCAAGCCUGGAGCCAUGGACUUUAACAACCAGCUUCUUGCCCCUGGUGGCAAAGGAUCAUGGGGCAGCUGGGGCAAAGGGAGCAGUGGAGGCUCGGGGGAUAAACCCCGUGAUAGUGCUCAAGACUCGAGCCGUACGAGCACACUGAAUCGCUUCUCCGCCCUGCAGCAGACUCCUUCCUCCACCUCAUCCUUGUCCUCCUCCAACGUGGAGACCGAUAGGAGAGUUCCACAAAGGAACAGCUCGAGUCGAGAGCGCAGUGACCAGCGUGGUCCAGACCGAAACCGGCCCGCCAUCAGUAAGCGCAGCUUCAGCAGAGACAAAGACGAGUGGGAGCAGAGACCGGCCGAGACGGUGCGGCGAGUCGCUAGCAUGACCGACGAGCGGGAGCGAGCUAGAGAGCGAGAACGAGAGCGCGAGAAAGAACGACCACCGAGCAAAGACAGCGUAAAGCGAGAACCUGUCGCCACACCACCUCCUGCUCCGUCUAAACCAGCUCUGAGCCCCGAGGAACUUGAGAAGAAAUCCACGGCCAUCAUUGAGGAGUACUUGCAUAUCAAUGACAUGAAGGAGGCGCUGCAGUGUGUGAGCGAGCUGAACUGCGCCUCAUUGCUCUACUUGUUUGUGAGGACCGGAAUCGAGUCGACUCUGGAGCGCAGCACCAUCGCCAGAGAGCACAUGGGCUUACUGCUGCACCAGCUCGUCAAGGCGGGAACGCUGUCGGCACAGCAGUACUACAAAGGGCUGAUGGAGGUGCUGGAGGUGGCUGAGGACAUGGCCAUAGACGUGCCUCAUAUCUGGGAUUACCUGGCUGAGCUGAUCACACCCAUGCUGCACGAGGGCGGGAUUCCCAUAGGCGCGCUCUUCAGGGAAGUGUCGAAGCCUCUGGUACCUAUCGGCAACGCUGGACUUCUGUUGGCACACAUCCUGACCCUGCUCUGCAAAGGAAUGAGCCAUAAGAAGGUCGGAGCCAUGUGGAGGGAGGCGGGGCUUAGCUGGAAGGACUUCCUGUCUAAAGACGAAGAUGUCAACAAAUUUGUGACUGAGAAGGGAGUAGAGUACACGCUGGGUGAGGAGAGUGUAAAAGUUGGUAGCAGUAGGAAAUCCCUGAGCAUGGAGGAGAUCUCCAAACAUCUGGACCAGCAUUUACAGGACAAAGCUGACAAUCCAUGCAUCUACAACUGGGUGGAGGCGAACCUGGACGAGCAGCAGGUUUCCUCAAACACCUUUGUGCGAGCUCUGAUGUCCUCCGUCUGUCAGGCUGCUAUCGUUUGUGAAACCCCAUAUAAAGUGGAGGCUAAAGAGAUUACCCAGAGGGCCAAGCUGCUCCAGCGCUACAUUAAUAACGAGCAGAAGGAGUUGCAGGCGCUCUACGCCUUACAGAGCCUCAUGGUGCGGAUGGAGCAGCCGCCAAACUUGUUGCGAAUGUUUUUUGACACGCUUUACGACGAGGACAUCAUUAAGGAAGACGCUUUCUACAAAUGGGAGGCGAGCAAAGAUCCUGCCGAGCAGCAGGGAAAGGGCGUCGCCCUCAAAUCCGUCACAGCCUUUUUCACUUGGCUCCGCGAGGCCGAGGAGGAAUCGGACAACAGCUAAAGCCCUGGCUCCGCCUACUGGAGAGCGUUUCACAAUCUUUCUGGAGUUGAAACAAGAAGCUUUUCUUUUUUUUUUUCUUUUGAAAGAGGAUAAAAUUUAACCUUUGGAUCAUGAUUUUUUUUUCAUUGUUUUUUUUCUUCUGGUUUUACGCUAAGGAAUGUUUUUGAGCCGAAACUGUUGAUUAUGAAACUUCCACACUUCACCUAGAGGAUAAAGAAGUCUGUUCCGUUAACGUUUCAUUCGUUCGUGACAUCAGCUUGGUGUCGCUAAACUCACACUUUCGCCUGCGAUGUGUCACUGAUUACCGAAAGCUGCUCAGAGCUCCAUAUAUUUUUGAAACUCAUUGACUGUCGUGUUGAGAGAAACUCUUUACUCUGCGCUGGAGAAUUAAGUGCUGUGUCUAUUUUAUUUACCUUCUCCCUGCUUAAUUUCGUUAAACAGGGCAAAAAGGGCAAAAUCCAGAGCUGUGAUUGGUGUAAAAGGGGGCGGGGACUUACUUCCUGACAGCUCUGUGUGAUGCAAAAAAAGAAAAAGAAAAAAAAAGGGAGAGAGAUGGCGAUUGGAUUUUGAACUUCUUUUUUUUGGCUAUUGCUGCUGCUGAGGGGGGCAGAGUUACACUAAUCGCCACCUGAACUUUUCUGAUUUAACUUUUUGUCCACUAAAAUAAAAACGAAAAAAUGAAAAAAAGGACAAAAAAACUGGUUUACUGAAUCAGUGUGAAUCCUGUAGUGCAUUUUAUAAAUUCAAUCAAUACUAAAACUUAAAAAAAAAAAUUCAUUGACUAAGCUAGGUUACAUGUAACAAAGGCAGAAGUGUUAAAUAAUAAAAUAAUAAAAAAAUAAAUAAUUUUUUUUUUAAAGUAAGGCAAAAAAACAGUACAAGCAGCGUGAAAAGCCGUUUCCGCUAGCAUAACGCAUUUCAGGAGAGUCCUGUAAAUAUUUAGUUUUUUGAUUGUUUUUGUUUAAAAUUUUCAAUAAUAAAAAAUGCUAACUUUAAACAA
Clarias gariepinus (North African catfish) is the source of this 6811-nucleotide messenger RNA. Its product is annotated as eukaryotic translation initiation factor 4 gamma 1. The coding region runs from base 67 to 5811 and encodes 1914 amino acids. The transcript is spliced from 30 exons. The record is from RefSeq and is a predicted model, not a curated record. NCBI's taxonomy places the organism in Eukaryota, Metazoa, Chordata, Actinopteri, Siluriformes, Clariidae. Gene Ontology annotation, molecular function: protein binding; translation initiation factor activity; mRNA binding. Gene Ontology annotation, cellular component: eukaryotic translation initiation factor 4F complex.